Molecule: messenger RNA, 2381 nt
Organism: Dalotia coriaria
Lineage: Eukaryota; Metazoa; Arthropoda; Insecta; Coleoptera; Staphylinidae
Gene: crn
Product: pre-mRNA splicing factor crn
Exons: 2
Coding region: 119-2227 (702 amino acids)
Biological process (GO): mRNA splicing, via spliceosome; spliceosomal complex assembly
Cellular component (GO): precatalytic spliceosome; U2-type catalytic step 2 spliceosome; post-mRNA release spliceosomal complex
Molecular function (GO): protein binding
Source: RefSeq, a predicted model, not a curated record
UUUACGCACAGUCAAACCUUCAAUCAAACCAUACAUCUAACCAAUAAAUUUGUAUACAAACUGAGUUACUAACGUUUACUACCACUUACCCAACUGCAGACUUAAUAACAAUCCAAAAAUGGAAUCAAAACCGCAAAAGAUGCCCAAAGUGGCAAAGGUGAAAAACAAAGCGCCAGCCGAGAUUCAAAUCACCGCCGAGCAACUUCUCCGCGAAGCCAAAGAACGCGACUUAGAAAUCCUUCCACCGCCUCCGAAGCAGAAAAUCUCCGAUCCAGCCGAACUCGCCGAUUAUCAACACCGUCGCCGCAAACAAUAUGAAGACAACAUUCGUAAAAACCGCACAUCAAUGCCGAACUGGUUCAAGUAUGCACACUGGGAAGAAUCACAGAAAGAAAUCCAACGCGCCCGUUCGAUUUUCGAGCGAGCGCUGGACGUUGACCACAGAAACAUUACCCUAUGGCUGAAGUAUGCUGAGAUGGAAAUGAGGAGUAAGCAAGUAAAUCAUGCAAGAAAUCUUUGGGAUAGAGCAGUUACAAUUCUACCCAGAGUGAAUCAGUUUUGGUAUAAGUAUACUUACAUGGAGGAAAUGUUAGAAAAUGUCGCUGGUGCUCGCGCGGUGUUUGAGCGCUGGAUGGAUUGGCAUCCUGAUGAACAAGCUUGGCAAACUUACAUAAACUUUGAAUUACGUUAUAAGGAAAUUGAUAGAGCACGCGAAAUUUACGAAAGAUUUGUCAUGACUCAUCCAGAAGUAAAACAUUGGAUAAAAUACGCGCGUUUCGAAGAAAAUCAUGGCUUUAUUCACUCAGCGCGUAAAAUUUAUGAACGUGCGAUACAUUUCUACGGUGAUGAUCACAUGGAUGAAAGACUUUUCAUUGCUUUUGCGAGGUUUGAAGAGAAUCAAAAGGAGCAUGAACGCGCUCGUUGUAUUUACAAAUACGCUUUAGAUAAUAUUUCAAAAGAAAACGCGAAGGAAUUGUAUAAAGCAUAUACGAUUCAUGAGAAAAAAUUCGGUGAUCGUAGCGGUAUUGAAGAUGUCAUUGUUUCGAAGCGUAAAUUUCAAUACGAGCAAGAAAUUGCGCAAAAUGCAACAAAUUAUGACGCUUGGUUUGAUUACAUACGAUUGAUUGAAGGUGAAGGUGAUGUAGAGGUCAUUCGAGAGACAUACGAACGCGCUAUUGCUAAUGUUCCACCUACAAAGAACAAACACUUUUGGCGUCGGUACAUUUACCUCUGGAUUAACUACGCAAUCUAUGAGGAAUUGGAAUCCCAGGAUUUUGAACGCGCUAGACAAGUAUACAAGGCCUGUUUAGAGUUGCUACCGCACAAGGUGUUUACAUUCAGUAAGAUUUGGUUACUAUUUGCCCAGUUUGAAAUUCGUCAGAAGAAUUUACAGGCGGCGCGAAAGAUACUUGGUAUGGGGAUCGGUAUGUGUCCCAGGGAUAAGUUAUUCCGUGGAUAUAUUGACAUCGAAAUUCAGUUGAGGGAGUUUGAUCGAUGUCGUAUUUUGUAUCAGAAGUUUUUGGAGUUUGUUCCGGAAACCUGCGUCACUUGGAUGAAAUUCGCUGAGUUGGAAACAUUGCUAGGUGAUUAUGACCGUGCGCGUGCCAUUUAUGAACUGGCAAUAUCACAGGUACGGCUUGAUAUGCCUGAAUUGCUGUGGAAAUCAUAUAUUGAUUUCGAAAUUGCUCAAGAUGAGACUGAAAACGCUAGGCAACUGUAUGAACGACUUCUUGAGCGCACGUCGCAUGUGAAGGUGUGGAUGUCAUAUGCGAAAUACGAACUUAAUUGUGAGUCUAAUAAGGAAAAUCAAAUGAAUAUUGGUUUGGCUAGAAGAGUGUACGAACGAGCAAAUGAUGCGUUGAAAAAUUCCAUGGAGAAAGAAGCGCGUGUAUUGCUGUUGGAGGAUUGGCGUGAUUUUGAACAAGAAAAUGGCGACGAUGACACAAGAGAAAAAAUGCAGAAUAAAAUGCCGCGCAGGAUUAAAAAACGACAGAAAGUCGUGGAUGAAGAUGGGGUUGAGCAGGGCUGGGAGGAAGUGUUUGAUUAUAUCUUUCCGGAAGACGAAGCUGGUAGACCGAAUCUUAAACUGCUGGCAGCUGCAAAGAACUGGAAGAGGAAUGUUGAUGUGGAUGUUGCUGCGGAGUCACAAACAAACGAAGCACAAAUUUCUAAAGAAGGAUAUGAAGAAGGCGUUGUUCGCAGUGGAGAAGAAGCCGAUGACAAAUAAACACCGUUCUUUAAUUUAAUUCUACUGGGUUAAGUAAGAAUAUUUUAUUUAAUUUAAAGAAAUUCCAAGAUGGACGGAAUUUUCAUGUUAAAAAAAUAUUUUAAAAUACUUUUGAAUAUCUCAAGAUAAUAAUAAACUAUAAUAAUGAUAAUAA